AUGUUCUACCAUGAGACAGAUAUGGAGGAUGACAGCAUGGUAAACACUGCCUUGACGUUUGUGUUCCUCUUCCUCAUCACCCUCUUCUACAGCAUCGGAGUGACUGUUAUCAAGGUGAGACCUGAUCCAAGAAACAAACAGGCUCAGCCUGUGACUGAGCCCAACAUCACCAUCAGCAUCACGACAUCAGACGACAUCGUUCGUCUGCUUUGUUGGUUGGAUGGUUUUCGUCCAAAUAAAGUGAAUGUUGAGUGGUACAAGGGUGAGGAGCUGCUCCGAGAGAAAUCGACCCUGAAAGUAUUCGAAGCUUCCAGCAAAGGAGAAAAGAUGUUUGCUGCACUCUGUGAACUCAGCAUUAAUACAGAGCAAUGGAACGACGGGACAGAGUUCACCUGUCAGGCCACACACAAUUCCAAGACCUUCAAACAAACAUGGAGCAAGUGUAAAGCUCAUCCGACAUCCAAACCGCUGAUACGUCUGGAGAAACCUCGUCUCGUGUCAGUAUUGACAGAUUCAGAAGUAACAGUCUCCUGUGUUGUUGAGACUAUGUUCAACAUCCAAGUGUCAUGGCUUGUAGAUGGAAAGAAAAAGAAGGACAAGAUGAGCACAAAAGAGACGAGACUGGGCAAGACGGUCAGCAAUCUGACCAUCUCUACAGCAGACUGGAAAACCGUGCAGAAAAUCACAUGCAUCGCUAAACAUCCAUGUUUCAACAAAGUAGAGGAGACGAUCGAUACUACAGAACCUGUGCAGAGAACUCCAACAGUGGUGAUCAGGAGGAUCCUUACAGACGGAGAGAAGGGAGACAGCGCGGUGCUGGUGUGUGCCGCAAGGGAUCUGCCCUCUGGUGAGCUUGCCAUCACCCUCCAGGCCAACGAAGCCAAGCUCUCUGAUGCUCAGUAUGUGGACCUGCCCAAAGGCCAGGACACUCUGACUGCACGUUUCACUGUUUCCAAAACGACACAAUCCAAAGACCAACGUUACACCUGUCAGAUUCAGCAAAGCAGUACCAAUAAGUGGGAAUCCAAUUCUACAGGAAACAUUUUUGGUGACCCUUCAGUGGAACUUUCAGUUGUUUCCACUGUGGACAAAUCUGCAUCAAAGACACAAAAACUUCUUUGCUCUGGAACUGGACUUAACCCAAAAAUCAAGUGGCUCCCCAAAUCUGUGCUGAAUGAUCUCCGUGAAGUAACGGUGCAAGCAGAUGGGCGUGUGAAAGUGUCCAGCGAGAUAUCGCUUCCACAGCAGGAGUGGAAUAAUGGAGGGGAAUUUACGUGUGAGGUCAGCGAUCAGGAUCACAAACCUGUUCAGAAGAGCACCAGUGUCUGUGCAGCUCAUCCGACAUCCAAACCGCUGAUACGUCUGGAGAAACCUCGUCUUGUGUCAGUAUUGACAGAUUCAGAAAUAACAGUCUCCUGUGUUGUUGAGACUAUGUUCAACACCCAAGUGUCAUGGCUUGUAGACGGAAAGGAAAAGGAGGCCACGACGAGCACAGAAGCGACGAGACUGGGCAAGACGGUCAGCAAUCUGACCAUCUCUACAGCAGACUGGAAAACCGUGCAGAAAAUCACAUGCAUCGCUAAACAUCCAUGUUUCAACAAAGUAGAGGAGACGAUCGAUACUACAGGACCUGUGCAGAAAACUCCGACAGUGGUGAUCAGGAGGAUUCUUACAGAUGGAGAGAAGGGAGACAGCGCAGUGCUGGUGUGUGCCGCAAGAGAUCUGCCCUCUGGUGAGCUCGCCGUCACCCUCCAGGCCAACGAAGCCAAGCACUCUGAUACUCAGUAUGUGGACCUGCCCAAAGGCCAGGACACUCUGACUGCACGUUUCACUGUUUCCAAAACGACACAAUCCAAAGACCAACGUUACACCUGUCAGAUUCAGCAAAGCAGUACCAAUAAGUGGGAGUCCAAUUCUACAGGAAACAUUUUUGGUGACCCUUCAGUGGAACUUUCAGUUGUUUCCACUGUGGAUAAAUCUGCAUCGAAGACACAAAAACUUCUUUGCUCUGGAACUGGACUUAACCCAAAGAUCAAGUGGCUCCCCAAAUCUGUGCUGAAUGAUCUCCGUGAAGUAACGGUGCAAGCAGACGGGCGUGUGAAAGUGUCCAGCGAGAUAUCGCUUCCACAGCAGGACUGGAAUAAUGGAGGGGAAUUUACAUGUGAGGUCAGCGAUCAGGAUCACAAACCUGUUCAGAAGAGCACCAGUGUCUGUGCAGUGACUCCAGCUUCUGCUCCGAUGGCACAGGUUUACCUGUUGGGUCCCUCCAUCACUGAUAUGAGAACCAAGGAUUUGGUCCCCGUCACCUGUCUGCUGUUGGGCCGCAGGCUCAAGGACUUCUCCAUUAUUUGGAAAGUAGGAAAGGACAAUUACUCUCAGAAUGCGACCACACAAACUCCUAAAGAGCACAGCAACGGAACACAGAGCGUCCAAAGUGUUCUCAAUGUUCCGGCUGCAGAGUGGAAAAAAGACACAACUGUUUCCUGUGAGGUGAAACAUCUCUGUUCCAAGAACGCACAGCAACACAACAUCUCAAAAACCAGAGCCUCUGUGAACGAACAUCCUCCCUCUAUGGAGCUGCUGCAGGGUCGAGAUGAGCUGGUGUGUCUGGUGUACGGUUUCAGCCCGUCAGCCAUUAACAUCACCUGGCUCCUGAACAGUGUGAGCGUACAUCAUGAGGACAACACCAGCAGCUCUGCCAAAGGGCCUGAUGGGAAAUUCAGCAUUAAAAGCCACCUGAAUGUCCAGGCCGCUGAAUGGGCACCUGGAGCCACGUACACAUGCCAUGUCAGGCACGUCACUGGCACCAUCAAUCGCAGCAUCUCCAAAACAGAAUUUAUUGAAGAGACGAUAUACUUUGAUGAGAACAAGUCUGAAACUAGCACACUGGAUCAGGCUGAGGAAACCUGGAACAUGGCCUGUGCCUUCAUCAUCCUCUUUGUCAUCUCUCUCGUCUAUGGAUGUUCAAUGACUCUGGUCAAAGUGAAGAUGGCAUGAUCAGCUCUUUCGGGCGUCUUUUAGACUCGCGUUUAAUCCUUACAUUAUGUCAUGCUUUAUUGCUGUGUUGUUGUACUUGU
Molecule: messenger RNA, 3077 nt
Organism: Neoarius graeffei (lesser salmon catfish)
Lineage: Eukaryota; Metazoa; Chordata; Actinopteri; Siluriformes; Ariidae
Product: titin-like
Exons: 11
Coding region: 1-2997 (998 amino acids)
Source: RefSeq, a predicted model, not a curated record